GCGACCAACACAAGGCGAACAGCGACUCUCCGCUCUCCGCUCGCCACUCUCCUGCUCUCCGCUCUUCGGUCCCCCCAAACGCGACUUUCUUCAUCCAAUUUGACUGAGUUCAUCCCUCGUGACCAGCUCACUUCAGAGAACAACUCGUCACAUCCUCGCAUCCUCGUACAUCCUCGUACAUCCUCGUCCAUCCUUGCCCGGCUCCGCAACGCUCUGCUCAUCAUAGCGUCGCGCCGUAUCGCUCGAAUCGUAUCGUAUCGUAUCGUGUCGUGCUAUAUUGGCUUGUGCUGCUGACCAGCGUGCUGGACAAGGCAACCCAACUCUGCAUCAUCGACUCACUCGUGCUGUGCUGAUCACCUACUUGGAAAAGGUUAUCCAGGCCCACGCACCAUGUCUGUCUUUCAAGCCCGGCUGGUGACGCCGCUGGCACGGACCCAGCUGCCGCAGGCGUUUGUUGAUGAAGCUACCGGCAUUGUGCCGCUGAAGGAUGCUGCUAUCGGAGCUGUACUUGAAGUGCUCGACUCGGGCGCGAUGCCGCUGCCGGGCUGGUGGCGGGUCCGCAAUCCGGUGACGGGCUCGGUCGGUCUGGUCCUGUACUCCAACUGUGCUCUGCUGCACAUUCCGCUCUCUGUAAUUUCGCGCGAGCCGUCGCCACAGGGCCGGUCCGACUCUGCGCCGCCAUCUGCAGGUAUUUCGCCGAGCCAUAAGCUCGGCCUCCCCUCGACUGGUGGCUCGCUGCUGGAGCUGUCGCCGACAAGCGGGCGCGACGUAGCGGCGCGCAAUGCGGUGUCGGUCAUGAUGCAGUCUGCGCCGCUGCUGCCGCCGCCGCCUGCGCCGCGGUCGCGGGCAAACCACGCGCGGGCGAACCAUGCGCGGUCGAUCUCGGCCAAUCCGUCGAUAGUCGGCAUUGGGGUGCCGCGGGCGGUGGUGCGCCAGACCUCGUUGGUGAGCUUGAUCGAGUUUGACUCGGGAGCGCUUGAGCGUGAGGGCUCGCAGUCGGACUGCGGGCCGCGCGGCAGCGAACUCUCUGACGCUUCGGACGUCGGCGACGGGUACGACGAUGACGAUGACGACGGGCUGGCAAGCAGCGACCAUGCGCGGCACCGGCAGGUGUUCUCCCAGGACGAGGCAACGCUUGACCGAGCGCUGGGCGACCUGCGAAUCGAAGACAACGAAAGUGGCAGUGGCCUGCGGAGCAUGCGGCGGUCGGUCUCGUCGACCUCUGUCCUCAUGCACCGCCCACCCGAGCCAGCGACUUCGGGCUACCCACGGUUUCGGGCCAAGGAGCUCAUCGGCGGCCCGCCGUCUGCCUCUGUCGACAACUCCGACGAGAUGACCGAACUCCGCGACGUCUACAUCGAGGUCGGCCGUAAGAGCCUCAAGGUUUAUGUCAAGGGCGCGCUCUCGUUUGUGCCCGACCAGGAGAUCAUGGUCUACUCGCACAAGUACGGCCACAUCGACCAGUUCCACGUCCUGGAGCAGCGGCAGCGGUUCCAGUACUCGAUAGGCAGCGACGCCAGUGCCGUCGCCGCGCUUCCGAUCACUCACUCGGCAUCGUGGGCGCUCGGCGGCAGCGAGGCCGGAGGCGAGACCGGUACCGACAAACAAGUGCCGUCGCCGACUGCGGCCGCAGCUCGGGAGGUCUUUGUCUUCUCCACCCCUCAAGCCGUCGAGCUCCACAACGCGAUCCUCGACCAAAUCGCCAAGCUCAUGAACCGGAUCAAGUAGCGCGCGACUCUGUUCUAAAAGGGUGUGCAUUCUUUACAGCCGCUCGCUCACGCGCGGGCGUAGACGACAACCUCGGUCACGCCCGAGAGGUUGUACUCGGUGGUGGUAAAGGCCGGAUCGUUGA
Molecule: messenger RNA, 1852 nt
Organism: Thecamonas trahens ATCC 50062
Lineage: Eukaryota; Apusomonadida; Apusomonadidae
Exons: 1
Coding region: 391-1728 (445 amino acids)
Source: RefSeq, a predicted model, not a curated record